Messenger RNA from Xyrichtys novacula (pearly razorfish), 5970 nucleotides. The record is from the annotation of a GenBank genome assembly. NCBI's taxonomy places the organism in Eukaryota, Metazoa, Chordata, Actinopteri, Labriformes, Labridae.
GGCGCCUUUAAGGUUGGUUAGUAAACCACCGACUGAACUCAAAGAGGGAGACGAAGAAGAAGAAGUUGCCCCCUUCCGACAAGAGAUCUGCCCCAUCAUGUAAGCAUUAUCUAAUUAAAAAAAUAAAAUUUAAUUGUGGAUUUAGACGAUGACUUACAGGAGGACGGAUUGACACGGUCCACGUAUUGCAUGUUUGUAACAGUGGGUACGAGUGAUUUUACGAGACGUUGUUCACGUGCAUCAGGGAUGCAGCUCUGCAAACGUUAGCCGUCGCUGCUAGGCUAUCACAUUAGCAUGUAGCACGCUUCCUCACCUCCAUGCAAAUAGAGAACAGUGUGUUUAUUACGCAGAUCAAACUCCUGUCCUCGCUGUAAUGUGUCAUCACUAUAAAAGAGUUUCUGUGGGAUAAAUAAACUUUAAAAAAAUUAAAUUGCAACGUUGAUGUUGAGUAGAUUCAGUUUCAAACGCAUCGAAAAUGUAACAACUAUCUAAAUACGAGCGUGUAUGUAAAUGUGGAAGAGCAUUUUUGCAUACGUCCUGAUCUGAACGUAAACAUCGCGUACAGGCAGAAUGAGAUUUUAUAGAUUUUAUCGAGCUUUCAAGAAAAAUAUAUUAGCCUCUAAAAGAGCCUCAAUUCAAAAUGGAGCCAUCCAUCUGUGCGAGAGAAAACAGCGUCACAGAUAAGUAAUGUCUCCAUUUCUGACACUGUGUGCUUAUAAUCAUUCGAUAUCAGUUUGGAUUUUGAUUGGUUGAUAGUAGGGCUUGGACGAUAUGCUUUUCUCCCAAUUCGAUUCUUCCACGAUUUUUUGGAUGUUAGCUCGAUUCAAUUUGCGAUUUUACGAUAUUGUCGAUUUUCUCGAUAUUCAGUCUGCAUUUUUAACACCAGUAAAACAGUUGAAUGAUUAUGAGUGUCUACUGACUAUUCCAGGAACCAUAUUUCCCUCCCAAAAAAUACACAUCAUGUGUCAGUCAGUUUUUAAGAUUUAUUCUUAAAUUUGUAAAAAAAAAAAAAAAAAAUUUUUGAACAUAGAAAUAGAUUUUAAAAAAUGUAAAACAAAAAAUCACAAUACUUAUGUAAAUCAAUAUUUUUCUCCCACCUUUAGUUGAUUGUAUCCUAAAGCCCCAAAGACUGAAAAUAAAUUUGCACCCACAUUUCCAAUCAAAGGGUGCGGCAAGGGUGGUCAAUGUUCAUGGAGAAGAAGUGAACCGAGUUAGUGCUGGUAAAGAAAACAGUUCUGCUAAACUGAAAAAGUAUUUUUUUUGCGAUCAGCUGAUGUCAUGCUUAUUUCUGCUUUCUGCGCAUGUCCUUGCUAUGCUCACCAUCAAAGCCACUAUCACUCUUCCCGGCCUCGCUAUAUAGCCUACUGACAAUCAAUGGGGUGAACACAGUGUUAAGUAAGGUCAGCUAACACGGCCCCAUCACCAGCUUUCUCUGCUGGAGUUCACUGUUACUCAGUUUAUCAUCUGUGUCUGUUAUCCCUCCUAAUCCUGCCGGUCCCUACACCUUUUUAAAAUCUCAUCUUGGAUAUAGAAAAUAUAAUAGACCUCAAAAUGAUCAUUUAGAAGUUUGUUUUGCACUGUAAUAAAUGCCUGAUGCUAGAUGUUUGUCAUAGCAGAAUGCCAAAAUCAAAGGAAGUGCUGUCCUCCACAUCUGGAAGUGACUCCGACAGUGAAGUGGAGUCAAAGGUUUGUGUUUGUUUCUGAACCCUCCGUGUUUAAAUGUCUGCCUUUGGAAUGAAGCACACUGAUAACAUGUUUAGAAGUAUAGAAAACCUGUUUUCUACAAAAAGGUCUCCUAUAUUUCCUCUUGUCUGUUAAAAACAAAAUUGAUGGCAGAAUUGGAUCAAGCGUUUGUGUAUUUUUCAGGCAAAGAAAAGGAAGAGUGCAGUACCAGAGAAACCAGUCAAGAAACCAAAGAGCGGAGAGAGCUCCAAGCCAAGCGGCUCAUCAAAGAGCAGCGGAAAUGGUGACGACAACAUGUUCCAGGUGAGUUUUACAGGUAGAGUGAAGAAACACUUCUCUCCACUAACAAAGGCUUGAUACCACAUCUUAAACCUUCCUUUCUAAUUGAGUGAAGCCAGACUACCUCUUGAGGUAGGUGCCCACAUAUUCUUCAUUUGAAAUCAAAGUCAGUGCAGUGGGGAUCUGACUGAAUUUGAUCAAAAAAUCCAAAAACACAUUUGACUCAUUGAUAAAACACUAAAGCUCCCUCAGGUGGGUCUUGUCUACAUGACAGAUUCUUUUGUGGGUUUGAAGCAGACACUAACUUUAUAAAAAAGUUUAAAGACUCUUAAAGUGUUUGUUACAUUUUCUUUCAGCAUUCCCAAAUUAGCAUGACAUGAACUGACUUUAAUGACAGAAAACAUGUUUGAGAAACAUAUUCUGCUGGGAGUUAGUGAGGGAAGCAGAUUUUUGUUACACUUCAGCAGAGUGUCUGUUGAGUGACUGUCAGAAAAUGAUACAAAACACACCAGGAUGCGACCCAAGGUACAGUGGAUAUAAAAAGUCUACACACCCCUGUUCAACUGCCAGGUUUUUGUCACGUAAAAAAAAUUCAAUCAAGAUAAAUAAUUUCACAACUUCUUCCACCUUUAAUGUGACGUAUAACCUGUACAACGCAAUUGAAAAACAAACAGAAAUCUUUCAGGGAGGUGAAGUAAAAAUAAACAACUGAGAUCAUGUGGUUGCACAAGUGUGCACACCCUUUAAUAACUGGGGAUGUGGCUGUGUUCAGAUUUAACCAAUAACAUUCAAACUCAGGUUAAAUUGAAGUCAGCACACACAUGUCACCAAUUAAAGCGCCUCUAAUCAACCCCAAAUAAAGUUCAGCUGUUCUAAUAGGCUUUUCCUGACAUUUUUGUAGCCACAUCUUCCAGCACAAGCCAUGGUCCGCAGAGAGCUUCCAAAGCAUCAGAGGGAUCUCAUUAUUCAAAGAUAUCAGUCAGGUGAAGGCUACAAACGAAUUUCCAAGAAACUAAAUAUACCAUGGAACACAGUAAAGACCGUCAUCAUCAAGUGGAGAAAAUAUGGCACAACGGUGCCAUUACCAAGAACAGGACGUCCGUCCAAAAUUGAUGAUAAGACAAGAAGAAAACUGGUCAGGGAGGCUACCAAGAGGCCGACAGCAACACUGAAGGAGCUGCAGGAAUUUCUGGCACGUACGGGCUGUGUAGUACAUGUGACAACAAUCUCCCGUCUUCUUCAUAUGUCUGGCCUAUGAGGUAGGGUGGCAAGACGGAAGCCUUAUCUUACAAAGAAAAACGUCAAAGCCCGGCUUAAUUUUGCAAAAAGAUGUGAAAUCUCCCAAACGCAUGUGGGAAAAUGUCUUAUGGUCUGAUGAAACCAAAGUUAAACUUUUUGGGCAUCAUUGCAAAAGGUAUAUUUGGCGCAAAAUCAACAUUGCUCAUCACCAAAAGAACACCAUACCCACAGUGAAGCAUGGUCGUGGCAGCAUCAUGCUUGGGGCUGUUUUUUCUUCAGCUUUAACUCGUGCCUUAGUCAGUGUUGGCACAAAACCUUGGGCCUUCUGCUAGAAAGCUGAAGAUGAAGAGGAACUUCAUCUUUGAGCACAACAAUGACCCAAAGCACACAUCUAAAUCAACAGAAGAAUGGCUUCACCAGAAUAAGAUGGAGACUUUGGAAUGGCCCAGCCAGAGUCCAGACCUGAAUCCCAUUGAACAUUUGUGGGAAUGAUCUGAAGAAGGCUGUGCAUAGGAGAUGCCCUCGCAAUCUCAGAUUUGGAGCGGUUUUGCAAAGAAGAGCGGGCAAAUAUUACCAGAUCAAGAUGUGCCACGCUGAUAGACUCCUACCCAAAAAGACUGAGUUCUGUAAUGAAAGCCAAAGGUUUAAGGGUGUGAAUAUUUAUGCAACCAGGUUCAUUUAACUUUUCUAUUUUUUAUUUUUCCCCUUAAAGGUCUGUUUGUUUUUCAAUUGCAUUGUACAGAUUAUAGGUCACAUUAAAGUUGUGAAAAUAUUUAUCUUGCUGUCAUUUUCUUACAUCACUAAAACUUGGCAGUUGAACAGAGGUGUGUAGACUUUUAAUAUCCACUGUAUGUGUGACAAAAUGGUUUGCAAACUUCUGAUGAAUGAUGAUCAAUUACAAUCCCAAUCUUGGUUAGGAUGUUGUAAACUGUUACAGAACACAAUUUGUAGUUUUGAAAAGCACUGGAAAAAGUUGCAUAAUGCUACAAAGCCACAUCUCUCAAUUUAUGGGGUUAACUUAAAACAGAUUAGGAACUUGGCUGUGAACAAGAAGGUCAUUCCAGAGAGGCUGGAGGGAAGAUAAAAAGAGGUUCAUCACUCUUUGAGAGACUGGCUCAGGGUACUGUUCCUCUGUGUAAAAUUGGAAAGAAGAGAUUUCCCUAUCAGAAUUUUCUAUGAUUAAAAGAUUCAGAUAAUCUGGAGAAAUCUCUGUUCAAGAGGGACAAGGCUCAAAACCAACACUGGAUGGCCUCGAUUUUAAGGCACCAGAGCAGAACUGUGUUAAAAAACAAUUGUGACUCUGGAGCGGAAAUCACUGCAUGGGCCCAAACUCGGCCUACUUAAGAUGGACUGAGUUGAAGUGAAAAACUUUCAUAUGGUCUGAUGAAUCCAAAUUUGACGUUCUAUUUGGAAAUCAUGGAUGCUGCAUCCUCCAGUGUAAGGAGGAGAGGGAUCACCUAGCUUUUUGUAAGUAAGUAAAUUUAAUUUAUGAAGCACUUUUCAUAGAUAAAAUCACAAAGUGCUUUACAACAAGGAGAAAAUACAGUAAAAUACAGAGAAAUGCACAGUUCAUUUUAGCCAGCAUCCCUGAUGAUAUAAGAAAUGCAUCAGUACCCAUGACAGCUUACGCAUCAAGAAAAACUCCAUUAUUGCUGUUUUUAUCAACAUUUUUUAUACCCUCCAAAUUUUUGGGGAAUAUGUGCCGAUAAGAGAGUUCUUGUGUGGAAAAUUCGAGUAAAGUUUUUUUUCCCUCUUUCAGAUUGGAAAGAUGAGAUAUGUCAGCGUCAGAGACUUUAAAGGUAAAGUCCUGAUUGACAUAAGAGAGUACUGGAUGAACUCGGACGGGGAGAUGAAACCUGGAAAGAAAGGUAACAACAGUAAACCCUGUAAUGCUAUAAAAACUGUGUGCAUCUGUGUAUCUAAAUUAUCUGGAUAGUAAUUCCACUAACAGGAGAGCAGGAUGUUAUAUAAUCUUUGUGACUAUGUUUUUGCAGGUAUCUCCCUGAAUCCUGAGCAGUGGAACCAGCUGAAGGACCAGAUCUCAGAAAUCGAUGAUGCCAUCAAGAGAACAUAAUCAUUCCUUUCUGAUGUUUUUUUUUUCUUCUUUUGUUGGAUUAGAUUCAACUUGUUGGCUAACCAGUUUUGUAAAAAGCCUGGGAUUGUUUUAUAAGAACUUAAAUUUGUAGCUGUGUGGAUUUAGUGAUGUCUGUUUGCGUUAGUGCUUGAGCUGUUGUAGUGAAGGUUUGGGUGGAUGACCAUUGGGUUGGGUGGGGUGGGGUGGGGAGGUGGCAUCAACACAGAGCUGUUUUGCAUUGAAUAAUAAAACUGAGGCACUGACUUAAUCUUUGUGUUCAUUUAAAUUCAUGUUCACAGUUCCACUUUGAUAGAUAUUUUCCUGAUGUUACUUUGAUAUUUUGUGAUUUGUAGCUCUUAAACCAUCACUCUUUGUGAAACACGUUUGUCAUGUUGUACCUGCAGUUAAAUAAAAACCUGAUUAUAUAGCACUUAACUUACAGUAGUAAUCACGGUUCCUAUUUAGCUUUGUCAGUAAAGGAUAAUUUGAAAUGACAAACUGGGAUUUUUUUCCUCCUAAAAUAAAACCAAGAUAGUUCUAAUCCACCUCCAAACAGCUGUGGAUAUGAAAAUAUAUAUUUUUUGCAACUUUAUAUUAAAGCUAAAUCUGUCUGAUUAUUACUGUAGUUUAGGGAAAUGUCUCAAUUGUUUAUCAUGCUUUUUCUGUCCAUUUAAAUAAAACUACUUUAAAGUGUC